AAUAAAGGACUCCCACAAUGCACUGCAUCGUGUCAACUGACAGUGUGCGGAGUGUUGUAUACUGACCUAGGAUUUCUCGCGACCCGGGGGAGCUUGAUCAUUUAUACCACGCGUGUAAUUAUAGCGUUGGACGCUCGCGUUGAGCUCGUGCACACCAUGAGCGGUAUGAGGACCGUCCUGGCCUCGAUCGGGGUGUUUGGGCUUGUCGGUGUGGGCUACGGCAUGUGGGCCAUCAUUUCACCUGGAGAGGACAGGAAAAGGGAAAUAUUAAAGAAUCUGCCAGAGGCCAACCCCGUCCGAAUGGAGGAGACCAGAAAGAGAAAUGCCCUCAUGCUUCAAGUUUUAAAGGAUGCUGCAGAGACGAAUGAUAACAUUGCACGUGGAUAUGGUGGCCAGAAAUGAAGGAAUCUGUUUGCACAAAUAUCAGACUUUCACAUGCCAUUAGCAAUCUGCACAUGCCUGGGAGUUUAAAUAUGAAGCCAGUGACUUGUUUAAAAAUAAAUGAUCUGCAAAUGCU
Sinocyclocheilus anshuiensis is the source of this 517-nucleotide messenger RNA. Its product is annotated as ubiquinol-cytochrome-c reductase complex assembly factor 3-like. The record is from RefSeq and is a predicted model, not a curated record. Gene Ontology annotation, biological process: mitochondrial respiratory chain complex III assembly. The transcript has 2 exons. The coding region runs from base 157 to 402 and encodes 81 amino acids. NCBI's taxonomy places the organism in Eukaryota, Metazoa, Chordata, Actinopteri, Cypriniformes, Cyprinidae.